Messenger RNA from Hirsutella rhossiliensis, 1176 nucleotides. RefSeq names its product acetokinase family domain-containing protein. Gene Ontology annotation, molecular function: acetate kinase activity. Gene Ontology annotation, biological process: phosphorylation; acetate metabolic process. The transcript is spliced from 3 exons. The record is from RefSeq and is a predicted model, not a curated record. Bases 1 to 1176 code for a protein of 391 amino acids. Lineage: Eukaryota; Fungi; Ascomycota; Sordariomycetes; Hypocreales; Ophiocordycipitaceae.
AUGAAGGUCAUCCUCGCCAUCAACGCCGGGUCCAGCUCUGUCAAAGUCUCCGUCUACGCGGCCACCUCGGCGCGCGCAACUCCGCGGCACCUCGCCGACGCCCAGGUCAGCGGCCUCACGGCGCCGCCCGCGCGCCUCCGGUAUGAGCGGCCGCCGGGCCGGCCCGUCAUCGAGGACAAGGAAGUCGACGGUGGCGUUGGCGGCCAGGACGAUGCGUUCCGGUUGCUGCUCGACACGCUCGUCGACGACGCCGACCUGCGCGACGUGGGCUCUGAGGAUGACGUCGCCAUUGCCUGCCACCGCAUCGUGCACGGGGGUGACUACGGCGACGCGCAGCUCAUCACCAGGCAGACGUACCACCACCACCUUGAGCGGCUGAGCGACCUCGCCCCCCUGCACAACGGCGCCGCGCUGGCCAUUGUCGCCUCAUGCAUCAAGCAGCUCCCGCGCGCCGCCAACCUGGCCUGCUUCGACUCGCAGUUCCACGCCUCCAUCCCCGCCCACAUCUCCACCUACCCCGUCGACCCGCAAGUUGCGAGGAAGAAUCGCCUGCGCAAGUAUGGCUUCCAUGGCAUCAGCUACCCCUUCAUCGCCCGCUCCGUUGCCGAGUUCCUAGACAAGGAUCUCGGCUCCCUCAACGUCAUAGCUCUGCACCUGGGCAGCGGCGCCAGCGCCGGGAGCGUCGACCCAGGCCUCGUUUUCCACUACGCCAGCGAUGCGGGAAAGCUGUCGCCGGCGUCGACAAGGGACUUGCACAUUUCAAAGGCCGAGGAGAUCCUCAACAGGGAGAGUGGAUGGAAGUGCCUCACGGGGACGACAGACUUUGGCGUCAUCUCGGGGUCCGACGAGGCGCGGCACAGGCUUGCCUUCGACCUGAUGGUGGACCGCAUCUGCGGCUUCGUCGGCAGCUACUACGUGUCGCUGCGCGGCGAGGUCGACGCCCUUGUCUUCGCGGGCGGCAUUGGCGGAGAGGACACCAGGCUGAGGCGCGCCGUGGUCGAGGCGACGGGCUGCCUCGGGUUUGCGCUGGACGAGCGGCGCAACGGGGCGAGCGGCGAGGGGGUUGUGCAGAACGUGGGCGCCGAGGGAGCCAAGCACGGCGUCCUGGUGUGCCGGACCGACGAGCAGUUUGAGAUGGCGCGAAUGUGCACGGCCAGGGAGGAGCUGUGGAGGUGA